CCAGGUCAUGGGCACGGGCAGGGACUGCGGCGGAGAGAAGGAACAGUACCGAUAACCGGGCUGGUCAAAUCACUCGAGAAAUUCCUUUGCCAAACAAUCGGCUUGGGAAUCUUUCUGUAUCACCGCCCUCCACCUGGCGGCCCAAUCCUCAGCGGUACGGCUGCAGCUCAGGCUUUCGGCGGAAACCAGUGGGGGCUCAGUGCUCCCUGCCGCCACCGCCCCUUCCCGGCGCCUGUCGCCGCUCAGCGGUCCCGGCGGUGCCGAGGGGACAGCGAGUCCCUGCCUGUGUGCGUGCGCUGCCGGCGCUGCUCCGCCGAGCUCCCGGGCACCGUCCCAGCGCCGCCGGAGCCGCCUGGCAGCCGCGUCCCCGCCGCAGCAGCAGCGAGGCCGUUCCCCGCGCAUCCCCGCGGCACCAUGACUCUCCAGGCUGACUUCGAUGGUGCUGCAGAAGAUGUAAAAAAAUUAAAAACAAGACCAACUGAUGAAGAACUGAAGGAACUAUAUGGAUUCUACAAACAGGCUACUGUUGGAGAUAUUAAUAUUGAAUGUCCAGGAAUGCUAGAUUUGAAAGGCAAAGCCAAAUGGGAGGCAUGGAACCUGAAAAAAGGUUUAUCAAAGGAGGAUGCCAUGAAUGCCUAUAUCUCUAAAGCAAGAGCAAUGGUAGAAAAAUAUGGGAUCUAGAAUAUUCAAAAUAAUUCCCACUAAUAAUUAACUCUUCAGCAGCUAAUGAACUAACUCUGUUGAGAAAAAUGCAAUACUAAGUCCUUAUUGUGUAGUCUGAUACUAAUAUCUUUUAAGCAUAAGCUCUUUGACUGUAAAGGGUAUUUACAUAUAUAAUCUAUUUUUAGUUUGUAUAUUAAUCGAAAUAAAUUUGAACUGAAUAAAUUAA
Molecule: messenger RNA, 889 nt
Organism: Prinia subflava (tawny-flanked prinia)
Lineage: Eukaryota; Metazoa; Chordata; Aves; Passeriformes; Cisticolidae
Gene: ACBD7
Product: acyl-CoA binding domain containing 7
Exons: 4
Coding region: 415-681 (88 amino acids)
Biological process (GO): fatty acid metabolic process
Molecular function (GO): fatty-acyl-CoA binding
Source: RefSeq, a predicted model, not a curated record